Aspergillus mulundensis is the source of this 2133-nucleotide messenger RNA. RefSeq names its product SET domain protein. NCBI's taxonomy places the organism in Eukaryota, Fungi, Ascomycota, Eurotiomycetes, Eurotiales, Aspergillaceae. Gene Ontology annotation, biological process: peptidyl-lysine monomethylation. Gene Ontology annotation, molecular function: protein-lysine N-methyltransferase activity. Bases 1 to 2133 code for a protein of 710 amino acids. The record is from RefSeq and is a predicted model, not a curated record. The transcript has 4 exons.
AUGGUCACCGAAAAUGAGUCCAGCGCGGCACCUUCUUGCCCCGCCGAGAAUAAUCUAGAGGUCUACACAAAGCUGCUAGAGUGGAUGAAAAUCCAUGGCGGCAACCUCCAUGAAAAUGUCUACAUCAGUCACGAUGACAGCCGUGGAACCCAUAUCAGGGUGAAAAAGGGCGGGGUGUCCAGCAAUACGCAUAUCAUCAAGACACCCGUCGCAACCACCAUAUCUUAUUUCAAUGCAAUAGAUCAUCAUGCUGGAGACGUUCAUUUCCGGGCUUACGACGUCAAGUUUCCUUCUGCAUUCAUGGAUCCUGUAGGUCCUGAAGAAGUAGCAAUCUUCUUUUUGGUUGGUCAGUAUCUACGCGGGACAGGAAGCUUCUGGCAUCCGUAUAUUCGGACACUUCCGCAGCCUGGUUCUUUGACCACCCUUCCAUAUUACGAAGAAGAGGACCUGGAGUGGCUAGAGGGGACGAGCUUGGUGCAGGCGCGGAAGCAAAAGAUUGCUCUUCUGCGGGAGAAGUAUGAGAGUUCGAGCAGUGAGCUUCGCAAGUCUGGAUUCCAAGACGCGGAUAAAUAUUCAUGGGACCUCUAUCUUUGGGCAUCUACAAUCUUUGUCUCCCGUGCAUUCUCAGCAAAGGUGCUAUCCGGGGUCCUUCCUGAACUCGGUAUGCCGGAGGAGAACAUCUCAGUUCUACUUCCCUUCAUCGACAUCUUGAACCACCGACCACUAGCCAAAGUAGAAUGGCGCGCCGGAAACGAGAAUGUCGACUUUGUCGUUCUGGAAGAUGUCAGUGCAGACGAAGAGAUUGCGAACAACUACGGCCCUCGCAACAACGAGCAGCUAAUGAUGAACUAUGGCUUUUGCCUCAGCAACAAUCCAUGCGACUACCGCACUGUCAGUCUUCGCGCGCCUCCAGGCAGCCCAUUACAUUUCGCCCGCGAGCAACAAAAGCAGCUCUUCCCUAACUCCAGCAUCAAUGACACCGAAGACCCCUUCUACGUCUUCAACAUAUUUUACCCCCUCCUAGCCCCAGAGAUUCCGAUGGAGCACUCGGUCUUCUCCCCAGCCCUCUUCAACGCCAUCUCAGUCCUCGCAGCCAAUCAGCGCGAGCUCGAAACACUCGAGAUCUCCGAACACACCAUCCAGAUCGCAAACAGAUACGGGAACUCCCGUGCUGCCCUCUCAGCACUCAGCCAGAUCAUCAUUGAGCUGGUCUCACACAUCGUACGCCUGAAGUCAACAGAACCUGACGAGUCACGCCAGCCUCAGAACCUCAAACAAACCCACGCCAAAAUCUACCGAGAAAGUCAAAUCACUCUCUCUGAAUCAGCCCUGGUUAUUGCCGCCUGGUCUCUGCAGCGUGCACGCACCCACGGCCUCCAAGGCGGGUGGGACGAAACAAAACGCCUCCUAUCCCAGCACAUGUCCCGCAUCCCAGCUGGUAAAUUCCUAGAACACACCCAAUCGCGCAUUCAAGUGCGCAUCCUCGAACGCCCCUCCAUCCUCCUACACAGCGGCGAGCUCUUCUCCUUCCCCGAAACCCUUUCCCUCCUGCAACCCUGCGAGGCAGACGUCCACUCAACAGCGCAAGAGUGCCUCACCACAAUCCUGAAAACCGCCUCCCGCCGCAUCCCCGCCCUCCGAGGCAUCACCGCAAACGCAUCCCCCUUCCGGUUCUCGCUCUUCGCGUGCUUCGUUGUCGCCGUCCAUCUCACAAAUAGACAUAAGCAUAGCGCGGCAUCGUCUCACGAGCGUCAAAGUUUCCUUCCGCCAAGGCUGUCGCGCUGGGCUUCGUUCCUGCUCGACCAUUAUCUCCCGCCACCGGAUGAUGUUGCGUGGGCGCUGGAAGACGAAGAUGAUGAGGGGCUUGUGGGUGAAUUCGAUGAGGUCCUGUCGGAGUUGCGCGAAAGGAACAAAGAGCUGUUUGAGAAGCUAGAGCCGCUUACGGGUGGCUGGCAUGGGGACGCGGAUGCUUGGUGGUUGUCACCGAAUUGGGUGCGGUGGGCGUGGAUGAUGACGGAGCAGGAGACCGUGCAGGUGCCGGAGGAUUCGCUUGCGCUACUUGCUGGUGGUGACGGGGAGGGUGGGAAUGUUAUGCUUGAGACUGAGACGUACUUGUAUAUCCCGCAGGAAUAG